Molecule: messenger RNA, 1887 nt
Organism: Ylistrum balloti
Lineage: Eukaryota; Metazoa; Mollusca; Bivalvia; Pectinida; Pectinidae
Exons: 1
Coding region: 1-1887 (628 amino acids)
Source: RefSeq, a predicted model, not a curated record
AUGAGGCGUCUUGCUGAACUGAGCUUCUUGGCUUGCCUGUUGAUUCAGGCAGCCUAUUCUGUCCAAUCACAUGAAGCAGACAAGGAACUCCUCCAGAGAUUACUGCGCGUGCUCACUGACAAGGCCAACGAGGAGGCACUCAGAAAUAUCUUGCAUCCAGCUGGACAAACUGCAGAUGAUAAGGAUGACAAACUUGAUGUCCGUGGUGGUAGGAAUGGCGAUGGCGAGGCUAUUCCGCGUUUACUAGAAACAGUGGAGAGAGUUUGCGUUAGUGCCAAUUUCGACGGCCUUCCUGUCUCGUUAAAACAAACGUUCGAGGAUAUUUGUUCUGUUUUCAAUGAUGACGACAGUGAUGGCGAUGAUGGAGAAUCAGGACCAGAAGAAGAGAUGGAGAAAAGACGUAAACCAAACCCGAAAAAGCUUAAAAAGCAAGUUAAGAAGGCUUUCGGUCUACUUCAGAAAUCGUGUAAGACUAUCAAAAAGUCGACAGCUGGACAAGGACCGGAACGUGACAUUAUAGAAGAAAUAUGUAAUGCAUUAGAUAAAGCUAGUGCCUUCGAUGCCGACAUUAUCAUAGAAGAAACACGCAAAAAAGGCAAGGAUGAAUUAUUUAAGAAGACCCUAGCUGCCUUCGAAAAACUGUGUGGAAACGAUGCCAUCGAUAGUCUAAACAUGAAAAUAGGUGGCAGACCUGUCGCAGAUAUGAUGGAUAUGGUAUGUAUGAUAAUUAAUGAUGAAGGCGGACCGACACCAACUGGAGGACCGAACCCAACGGGAGGACCAAAGCCAACCGGAAGACCCAAACCAACUGGAGGACCAAAACCAACUGGCGUACCAGACGAUUUAGUUAAGCUUGCUUUAACCUUGUUGAAAAAGUCGUGUAAGACCAUUGAAAAGUCUAACGAGGGACAAGGUCCGGCACGUGUUGUUAUCGAGGAGAUUUGUCAAGCCUUAAAAGGUGAUGAUGAUGAUGAUGAUGAUGAUGAUGAUGACGAUGAUGAUGACGAUGACAAAACAGCUCCUGAAGUAAAGCGCAAAAAACAACCAGGUGACAAGGUGGGCCGCUUAUUCCAGAAAACGUUAAUUGCACUAAGUGACGUUUGCAUGGAUCGCGUCCUCGAGACAAAGCGUGGUGAUAUAGGAGGCAAGCUAGUGGAGGAAAUAUUAGACAUAGCCUGUGGUAUCAUAGAUGACAGCGGAGUAGAACCAACCGGUGGCCCGACACCAACGAAUCGCCCAGAACCGACUAGUGAACCAGUUGAAGGAAAGAAUGGCGGCAUGGAGAAGAGACGUAAACCAAAGCCGGUGGAUCUUAAGGAGCAGGUAACGCGUGCCUUAGACUUAUUAAGGAAGGCAUGCAAGGGUCUCGGGAAAUCGGACAAUAGACAGGGACCGGCACGUGUCAUCAUAGAAGAAAUUUGCAACAAAUUGGAAAAUGGUGACGACGAGGGAACAGAAAAACGAAGAGGUCCUGGUGGUAGAGGGCGUUUCUUGGAGUAUGUAGUAUCUGCCCUCACAGACGUGUGUGAAAACGAUGCAAUCGACACUAUCAACGUCAUAGAUGGACGACCAGUUGGCGAUAUCAUAGACGUAGUCUGCAGGAUAAUUAAUGACGACAGCGACGAUGGGCCGACUCCAACUGGGAGACCCAGACCAACAGGCGGACCCAGACCAACUGGAAAGCCCAGACCAACAGGCGGACCCAGACCAACUGGAAAGCCCAGACCAACAGGCGGACCCAGACCAACUGGCGGACCAAUUGAUAAAAAAGUAAGAUUUUAUAUGAUGGUUCUAAAGAAAAUUGAAAGGACAUGUUCUGACGACGUCACGGUAGCAGAUGAUGGUGUUGACGACUUGCUUGAGGCUAUUUGUAAUGCACUUGAUUGA